UCAACUGAAGUUUCUUCUGUCAGCUUCAUGAGGAGGCUAAAGAAAGUCCUCGAGAAUGAUAAACGUGUCCUCUAGGCUGAGCUUUGUCGAAGACUGCAACGGAAAAAGACAAAGAGAACCAAACGCCUUUUAAGUCUCAACAAUGCGGUUCAAACAAAGACGGCAGUGAUUUGUGGUGUCGGUGGUUUUCUCCGCUGCUCCUGUUAGCCAGGGCUGGGUCCCGUUACAGUUCUGAGUCGGCGGCUCGCCAAGAUGUCCAUGGAGGAGCAGGAAUAUCCCGACGCCGUGCUGGUGACAGAGGCCGGGCCACAGUGGCUGCAAGCCGAGGUGGAACGUCUUACCCGGGAGCUCCGUGAAACGACCCAUGAGAAGAUCCAGGCGGCUGAGUAUGGACUGGCGGUGCUGGAAGAGAAACAGCAGCUCAAGCAGCGAUUUGAUGAGUUGGAGACGGAGUACGAGACGGUCCGACAUGAGCUGGAUCAGCUGAAGGAGGCCUUUGGACAAGCCUAUUCAACCCAAAGGAAGGUGGCAGCAGAUGGGGAAAGCAGGGAAGAGUCACUGAUUCUGGAGUCUGCCAGUAAAGAGGCUAUCUACCAGCAAAAAGUCCUAGAGUUACAGAAUGAGCUCCGACAGGCCAAAGCCUCCCUCACCAGUGCACAGGCUGAAAAUGAUCGCUUGUCCUCCAUUGCCCUGGAGAUGAAAGAGAAUACAGAGCUGGCGGAGCUGCAGCGCAGUCAGCUACGUGAUGACAUCAGAGAGUACAAGGUGCGAGAGGCUCGGCUGCUGCAGGACUACAGCGAGCUGGAGGAGGAGAACAUCUCUCUUCAGAAGCAAGUGUCUGUGCUGAGACAGAACCAGGUGGAGUAUGAAGGUCUAAAACAUGAGAUUCGCCGUCUGGAGGAGGACUCCCAGUGCCUGCACAGCCAGCUGGAGGAAGCCAUGCGUCUGAGAGAAAUCGCUGAGCGACAGUUAACAGAGGCCUUAGAGACGAUUAAAACGGAGCGUGAGCAGAAGGCCAGCCUGCGCAAGCAGCUCUCCCACUACAUGACCAUUGGCGGCUCUGUGUACAACAGCUCUUUCAAUAUCUCCAUCGACAACCUGAAACUCCACGAGGAUCCCUCCACCAUCAGUGAGCCUGACAACGACGACCUAAUCAGAGGCUUCGAAAAUGGCUUGAUGAAGACGGCUGAAGGCGAUGACGACAACAGAGCUGCUGUGAACAAGAGAGGAGAGGCCUUUAAGCCGGCUCCCAGCCUGGUGGACGACCUGCUGAGCGAGCUCAACAUCUCUGAGAUCCAGAAACUUAAACAACAGCUUGUGCAGGUGGAGCGGGAGAAAGUGGCCCUGAUAAACUCUCUGCAGGAGACCCAGAAGCAGCUGGAACAGGCUUAUGGGACUGUGUCUGAGCAAAAGGAAACCGUCAACAGGCUGACUGAGAAUCUCAGCGCAAUGAGGAAACUUCAGGCCAGUAAGGAGCGCCAUUCUGCCCUCGACAGUGAAAAAGACAGAGACAGCCAUGAUGACGGAGACUACUAUGAGCUGGACAUCAACGGACCUGAGAUCCUAAAGUGUAAAUACACUGUGGCGAUGUCUGAAGCUGGGGAGUUGAGGCAGGAGCUGAAGACACUGAGGGCAGAGUACGAGAAUUGUCGAACCCGGUAUGAAGAUGAGCGAGCGCAGUUGGAGAGCGAUGUCCAGGACUUGAGGUCAAGGUUGGCGUCCCUAGAGAAGAUUAGCCAAGCAGACAAAGCGGAGGUGAUUCGUCUGGAGAAGGAGCUCCAUCUGGCCAGCAGGGCUGCAGGAGAAUCACUUGGCAGCCUUAACGUGGCCCAGGAUGAGCUCAUAGCUUUCAGCGAGGAGCUGGCCAAUCUCUACAACCAUGUGUGUAUGUGCAACAAUGAGACCCCUAACCGUGUCAUGCUCGACUACUACAAGGAAGGCAAGGUCAUGGUAAGAAGGGGGCAGGAGCAACAGUCUUUCAUUCUUAUCAGUAAUGAGCUGAUCCCUGGGACUGAACCUGGAAAGUCAGACUCCAGCAUCACCACAGUUUCCCCAGCUCCGGCCCCAGAGCACCGCCCAGAACCCAUGAACAUCUAUAACAUCGUAGCCAUCAUCAGGGACCAGAUCCUCCACCUUCAGCAGGCCGUAGACCGCACCACAGAGCUGUCACGCCAGAGACUUGCCAAUCUGGAGCUGAGCACAGUUGCAGACAAAGACAAAGAAGCUUGCAUGGCAGAGAUCCUGAAACUGAAGUCCCUGCUCAGCACCAAAAGGGAACAGAUAGCCACUCUCAGAGCUGUGCUGAAGGCCAACAAGCAGACCGCCGAGGUUGCUUUGGCCAACCUGAAGAGCAAGUAUGACAGUGAGAAGGCCAUGGUGACCGAGACAAUGAUGAAGCUCCGCAAUGAACUCAAGGCUCUGAAAGAGGAUGCUGCUACGUUCUCCUCUCUUCGAGCCAUGUUUGCUACAAGGUGUGAUGAGUAUGUGACCCAGCUGGAUGACAUGCAGAGGCAGCUGGCUGCUGCUGAGGAUGAGAAGAAGACCCUGAAUUCUUUGCUACGUAUGGCCAUCCAGCAGAAACUGGCCUUAACUCAGCGCCUGGAGGACUUGGAGUUUGACCAUGAGCAGGCAAGGCGCAACAGUGCCACAGCAGUGGGAGGCAAAGGCAAAAUAAAGGGCAAAGGAGCCGCUUCCAGCCAUCAUUAAAUCUAUCUGCCAGGUGGCCUUAAGGAGGUCUGUCACAGUGUCUGUGAGAGUCUGUGCUCCUGGGUUCUUCACUCUCUAAUCAUGGUCCAAAUCAUGUCAUUGCUUACACAAGAAAAUGUCCAACAGUAUUUGACAAGCGCCUUUUUAUUUUUUAGAGUGCCAAAAAACAAAAAUCUCUUAAGGUUCUGUCAAACCAGUGUGACUGCAGAAAGUAUGAGUCAUCACAUCAGCUGGACACUGCAGUCCUUCAGUCUUCCAACAAUGUACACCACUAUUAUUACUGAACCAGAGGAAAACUCAAGAUGAGUGUUUUGCUGAUUACUCAUUGCCUGUGUUACCCUGACUGAGCACUUUUUUUAUUCGCUCUUAGUUGAUUCCUCUUUCUGUUUUAAAGUCAUACUAAUUGUUUCAAGUUAUAUACAAUGUUUUACUGUGUGUGCACGCCAGGUUCUUGAUGACAUUUUCAAGUGAUUCAGCAUAUUUUUAUCCCUAUUUGUUUGAACAAAACCAGAGAUUAUGUGGUAAUUAUUUUUAAAGCAGUACUUUCAACAAACUGGUUGAAAUCAAACAAGAGACAAAUAAGCUUUUCUACCAUAGUUGUUUUCCUUUUGGCCUUAGAUUAAGUGGUGCCUUUCUGAUUUUUGAUAACCAUGUCUCCUGUUUAGCUCAUUAAAACAUAAAACAAUACUUUUUUUUUUCAAUGUAUUCAAUUUAUAUGAUCCUGCAGAUACGGAGCUUCAAGUUCAGGGUCUUAACUAAAUUUUGUAUGACUGAGUUCCUCCUCUGUGGACAUGGCAGAGCUGUUACAAAUUUCUGUAUGCUUAUUAUGACUGAGGAAGAGUAUUAAUGCAAACCUUAUUUAAAGAUUUCUAAGUUAAGGUCAGAUGUUAAUAGUAUUCAUAAACUUUAUUCAUGAAGGAGAGUCUGUAAUGUAAUUGUUUUAAUACAAUUUUUUGUAAACUGUUUGAAAAUCCAUUGUCUGCAAACAAUAAGCCCACAGUGCCAUUUUGUGUCGUGUAUACAAGUGCAAUUUGCAAACAUGGCAAAAAAUGUUGAUGCGUUGUAAAAAAAAAUAUUUUACACAUUGUCGCUCACAUUCUUGGUCCUAAUUGAUUUUUAUAUGUUUUUACUAUAACUGCAAUUAUAUUUAUUUGACACUGCUCAGACUACAGGAUGUCACCAUCCUUUUCGUUUCAUAAGGGAGUUUGAGUGGAGGUGGCUGCUCAGAAUUUCAAGAAGACUAAACUGUGGUAAGACGCUCAGAAUUCAUAACUGUUGGCUACUGUCUUUGCUUCCAGUUGUGGCUGGCGAGGAAAUAAAUCUAACUUUCACAA
Seriola aureovittata is the source of this 4040-nucleotide messenger RNA. Its product is annotated as protein bicaudal D homolog 2-like. Lineage: Eukaryota; Metazoa; Chordata; Actinopteri; Carangiformes; Carangidae. Gene Ontology annotation, cellular component: Golgi apparatus; cytosol. Gene Ontology annotation, molecular function: dynactin binding; dynein complex binding; cytoskeletal adaptor activity. The coding region runs from base 253 to 2706 and encodes 817 amino acids. The record is from RefSeq and is a predicted model, not a curated record. Gene Ontology annotation, biological process: protein localization to organelle; microtubule anchoring at microtubule organizing center; regulation of microtubule cytoskeleton organization. The transcript has 8 exons.